Molecule: messenger RNA, 988 nt
Organism: Cladocopium goreaui
Lineage: Eukaryota; Dinophyceae; Suessiales; Symbiodiniaceae
Source: the annotation of a GenBank genome assembly
AUGGGAUGCACCCAGCUCCGAGGCGUCGCCCGUGAAUCCAGCGCAGCGUGUGAGUUUCGGCCUCGGGCGUGGUUCUUCAGAGCUGCAGGAGUCGUCGAACACCUCCAGCGCCCCGAGUUCAGAGGAAGCCGCGACCACUGCGACGAAGCCUUCGGCGGCACUUCGCCCACGUGGAAAAGGACCCUCGCGUCGCAAGCAGAAGAGCAUUGGUUUGGAGAAGCCACCCCAGCUUUGCGCCUUGACUUUACCGAACCAGACCUUGCACAAGGCUGCAGCGGAUGCCAACUGCUUCGGCUGGUGGGCCAGGCAGUGCCGCUGGGCGCGGCCGGCGCCCCAGGGUCUGAGUGCCGAGGAGGACAGCGCCUGCAGCGCCAGUGGCCAGGUCUUUCCACCUGCACCAGGUGCCUCAUGGGCCGAUGUCUUGGAACAGAUGACCAGGUGCACCACGGGCUUCUACGAAGGUCGCUACGUUGAGGUCCGGCUGGACGCGGUGGAUUUGGGGCGCCACUGGCCCAUCGAGGGCGGACUGCCCUGGAGUGGCCACGAGGUCACCUUUGGGUUGUGCAUCCCGCGGGGCAAAUGCAAAGACUUUGCCGUCCAGUGGCUCCUGGUUCCGCUGCUCGUGGUGUACCUCCGCCGUGGUGGGCCCGACUUCGUGAACCACGAGGAGAUCUUUCGACAUGCUGAGACGCUGGCAGCCACGCUUUCGCGUCCACCAGGUGACCCACAGCUGCUGCAAGGCACUUUGCACAAGGAGAAGCUCUACGACCUGGCGCGACAGGAGCUGGAAAUGAAGGUGGAUGCUUCCCAGGAGGUCAGUGAUGUCAUAUGCAUCGCCGGCCAUUUGCGUAGUUUCGGCGAGCCCGAGGUCUACCGGAACCUGCGCAAAAACGUCAUCGAGUCCUUGCGCUUCACGGCCCUGCGCACGGUGCUGAUCAGCGAGUUUGGGGCGUCGGCGCCAGAGGAGGAACGGCAGAAUCCUUGGAGA